AUGGUGGCAAGUUCCUCUUCGAGAAACGCCGGCGGCGUCUUCGGCAUGUUUGGCGCCGCAGCACAGCAUCUCAACACGCAGGAUCAAAACAGCAAUGCAUUUGCUUCCACCUCGGGUGCUUCGAUCUGGGACGAACCAGGCCGCACCAUGGACCUCGUCUUCAUCAUGGACGCAACAGGCUCCAUGGGCAGCUACAUCAACUCGGCCACCAAAAAUAUCGAGACCAUCUGCGAAAACAUCAUCCGCUCCGAGCAGCUCAGCGGACCAGGAGCGCUCCGCAUCGGUCUCAUCGCCUACCGUGACCACCCACCGCAGGACCAUACCUAUGUUGUCAAGAAUUUUGGCUUCCACAACAAGGUCGAAAAGGUCAAAGAGGCGCUCAAGACACUUUACGCUUCCGGGGGCGGCGAUGGUCCUGAAGCCGUCACGGCUGCCAUGAAGGCUGCGCUCGACCUCGACUGGCGUCCACACGCUACCAAGCUUGCCGUCUUGAUCGCCGAUGCUCCACCUCACGGCAUCGGUGAGUAUGGCGACGGCUUCCAAGAGGGUUCUCCCGAUGGUCAGGAUCCGCUGCGGCUCGCACGCCAGUACGCAAAGGCGGGCAUCCCGCUCUUCAUGAUUGCAUGCGAGCCUGCACUCUCGGGCUACCAGCAUGCUGCCGACUUUUUCCAAGGUCUUGUCCAGAUCACCGGCGCCAUGCUUGUCCCACUCACUACCGCCAGUCUUUUGAGCCACGUCAUCCUGGGUAUCGCGGGCGAAGCAAUGGAUCUCGAACGACUGCACCGCGAAAUAGGCGAUGCCAUCGCUGAGCGCAUCCAGUCGCUGAGCCUGGAAGGAGGGCAGACGAACCCGAUGGACGAUGUCGCCCGGGAGCUUCACGAGAGGCUGCUGCUGCGCAACGAAAACACCAAGCAACUCUACAUUGAAAGCAUCUAUCGCGACACGGAAGAGUCGCGCCACAAUAUCCAGGUGUGGGCUACAGCACCAGACCUUGCCGCGGCCAAGCCCAACAUCAAGCGUGUCGCUGGUUCGCGUCUCAGUGAUAAGUACCUGCAGACCAAAAGAGCCACGUCGUCGUACAAGCCGUACGUGCCGUUCCCCAAACCAGCCGGUGGCACAAGCUCGAGUAGCGCUUUCGGCAGCUCCACGUCCUCGGCCUCUUCGCCGCCAUCGUUCUCGCAAUCUGGCUCGCGCAAAGUCGUGGCCGAAUUCAGCGCCUUUAGCGCAAGCCCAGGCAUGAGCUUCCAACACACGGGUUCGCCGCCGUCGACCAGCACGCCCACGUUUGGCAGCGUUCCGCCUCGCAUUCAAAAUGGCGGGUUCGGUUACAAGGGCCCGGAAGGAUUCGCCUACCGCAGCAGGGAUGCAGCCAUGAUGGACGACGAUGACGAUGACGACGCGCUGAGGGUCGACGGCACGUUUGCAGCCGAGGAGGAAGAGGCCAAGGACUCCAAGGCGCUGCCGGUGGAGGUUGGUGAGGAUGGUGUGAUUCAGGUGCAGGGUGAGGAUGGACAGACGCUGGCGUACCGACAGGGAGCCAUCUCGUUGGAUCAGGUGAGGAGGCUGGCGAUGCAGUCGGCUUACCGUGGAGGGCUGGCUUCUGAUUGA
Molecule: messenger RNA, 1608 nt
Organism: Sporisorium graminicola
Lineage: Eukaryota; Fungi; Basidiomycota; Ustilaginomycetes; Ustilaginales; Ustilaginaceae
Exons: 1
Coding region: 1-1608 (535 amino acids)
Biological process (GO): peptidyl-threonine phosphorylation
Cellular component (GO): cytoplasm
Molecular function (GO): protein serine/threonine kinase activity
Source: RefSeq, a predicted model, not a curated record